Messenger RNA from Porites lobata, 4126 nucleotides. The record is from the annotation of a GenBank genome assembly. Lineage: Eukaryota; Metazoa; Cnidaria; Anthozoa; Scleractinia; Poritidae.
AUGGAUGAGGGCUCAAACUCGGGUCUAUGAGGGGGGGAAAAUCCACUUUUAUAGGGCGGGACACAAACUCCGGGAUCUCCGCAGUGCAAGUCCAGUUCUCUAGCCACUUGAUCCGGGCACGUUAGCCAGGCCCAAGGAAAUGGCUGAGAUUUAAGACUGGCAUGAUUGAGCGCUGAUAAAGCCACAAUUUUCUAGUCACUUGUCGAGGGACACACACCACGGUUAUGUAACCCUUUUAUAGAGCUUUUUACUCUCGUGGCCAGCGUUUAUGCAAAUCUUUUGGAACAAAACAAAGCGUUUACAUAAUUCAACUUCUACAAGAUUCUUCUUGGAACAGAUAUGGCCGCCGUGACGUCAUGUGAAAAUUAAACAUCCUAUUUUGUUAAUCUGAAUUUGACCGGAAACGGCCUGGAUCCGCGCCUGUUGCGCGAGAUUUUUUUGGCCAAUCAGAGUCGAAUCAGAGACCGUAUAAAUGCAGAUACAUACUUUACUGAUCACUUGAACAAACCACACACAGACACCAUCAGAAAGAUAAAAGAUCUGUAAUUGUAUGUUACCUAAGUUAAUAUUAUCUGAGUUAAUAUUUUCGGUGUUUUUUAACGGUUCUCCUGUUCGUUAGCGACGACAACUGAAGCAGCAACGACUUUGACUCCGCUGACGGACCCGCCAUCGCCUCUUAACGGAGCAGGUAAAUGUUAGGGCCAUUUAUACGAGGAAAAAUAAAACGCGUCUUACAUAAGACGCGUCUUAAAUAAGACGCGAACUGUACCAUUUAUACGAGCAUGUCUUAUCUAAUAAGACGCGUCUUAGCUAAGCCGCGUCUUAUUUUAGACGAAAUGUGCCGUUUAUACGGAAAGUUCGCGUCUUAUUUUUCCUCGUAUAAAUGGCCCUAUUAGCACGUUUCAAGCCCCACCCGUUUCUCAAUAGUCCGGUUAAAUUGACGGACCCUAAGCGGUACAUCCAAUCAAUCAAAGUAUAAAGAAUAAUGGUGCGGUUUCUAGCUAACAAGUCCAUUCUUGCAAUGAAAGAACAGUCUGAAGUUGAAUUUUACAGCUUUUUGCAUUGCAUUCAAACCUAUCAGAACUGCAAUUUUACAAGCAAACAUAAAACAGCUUUCCAGGCCCGGGAAUUAUCCGGACCUUCUUGAUGAAGGCUAGGCUAGGGAAAUUAGAUGAAUGCUUAGAAACCUCACAAAAACACCGAGCCAUCAUAUUCAUCAUUGUAGAGUUUUGAUAGUGAAAAAUUUCGAUCGUGUCGACCUUGCCGGUCUUCACAUCUAGUAUUACUGUACUCUUACUAUGAAAAUCUAUAUCAGAAAACUGAAGCUGUUUUUACUUCCCUAAGAAGAAGCACCCGUAAUAGUGACAGUUAACAAACAAGGUCUUCAUAGGUGCAGAUAAAUGUAAAAAAUAUCCUCUAGUUAGGCUUUUUUCCUGUUUGAAUGAAGGGUUGAGUAGCCGUAACUAUUUUAGAGCUCGGUGGACCUACCACAAUUAAUUAGGAGACCGCCCCACUGACGACACUGCCGAAAAAAAAAAUGUCAUGUUUAGUCCUGAACAUUUUUUUUUUAACUCGAAAAGAGGCGGCCUGUUUGAAAGCCCACAAUGAUAAGCGUUCUGUUCAUGGAUCCCCAAGGCUGACUUGGAAUGCUACACUUGCUGAGCAUGCGCAGUAUUGGGCUCAUGAGUUGGUUCGGCUGGGUAGGCUGAUGCACCAGCAGGGUAUCAGUGAAGGCGAAAACUUGUUCAAGUCAUCUGGUCAAACUGAAAAGACAUGUGUAGAUGCCGUGCGAGCAUGGUAGGUUAUCUUAGAUAAUGAAAUUAGACUGCAGUUCACAGUUCCCUAUUUUUUUGUAUGAUCGUCAGGAUCGAGCUUGUACCGGUACGGGCGGUCAAUCAAUCAAUCAAUCAACUUUAUUGGUACAUCCAAUUAAAAUGGGUUUUCACAUACCAAUUACAAUAAAAUCUAAUAUGAACAAUAGAAAUCUAAAUUAAACAUUUGAAAGUGAUAAAACAUUACCAUAUUAUUUAAAAAAUAUAAAAUAUGCAUAAUUACACCUAUUGAGUGUCAAUGGCUUAAAAAAUCGUCAAGUGCACGUCCUUUAAUCGCAUUCUUAAAAACAUUAAAUGACUCUAUGUCUGCUAAACUUUCUGGAAGGUCAUUCCAGAGCUGAACAGCCCUAUAUGAGAAAGAUCGCUGACCUGUUGCUGAUCUAAGAGAUGGUAUAUGAAGUUUAUCUUUAUUCCUUGUAUUUCUAGUAUUUACCUGGCUUCUUGUCGAAAACUUAUUACACAAGCAUGGUGGGGCUAAUCCCUUUAUACAUUUGAAAGCCAUUAAAAUGUCUCUAACCUCCAGUUGCUUAGCAACCGGCAACCAGUGGAGUUCCUUUAACAUCGUCGUGAUGUGCUCAUACUUUCCUGCGCCAGUCACAAUCCGUGCCGCAAAAUUCUGAACUUUUUGAAGCCUAGCAAUGUUCUUUUUUGUUGUACUAGACCACAUGGACGAACAUGGUCAUCUUGGUUUUACAUGUACAGAGGGGGCGGGCGUCGGGUGUUAAAGCGAACGCCCCCUAAGUAGAUUUGGCACUCAUUCAAGAUGGCCGCCCUUUACGCAAAGCUCUCGAGCUCGACGAUCUUACGGAAAAAUAGGGGACUGUGAACAGUCUACGAUAAUGCAGAUACCAGUGACAUUCAAAUAAGUGACCGGUCGUGCUUACAUGAAAGUUAAUAUAGGCGAGCUAAGGCGGUAAAUGAUUCUGUUGUUUAAACCUUCUAAGGUUAUCGCCAUAUAACUAUUUGUAUUAAUAUACACUAAGAAAGGCAAAACCCUAGCGGUAAACCGGGUUUUUUCCAAAUUUAGGCUUCCAGUCAGUAGGGUUUGUUGGGAACUUUGAUGGUCCCAGGUUUGAAAACUAAAUGACCUACUUACUGUACAUAACCUUUAUUAUUUGCUGCCGAAUAAAUACUUCCCAAUCCUUAAAAUAUGUAUUUGCCGUUUAAGGUAUGGCGAAAUUGCACAAUAUAACUUCAACAACCCUGGAUUUUCCCCGUCAACAGGACAUUUCACACAGGUAAGAAAUAUCGCCUGCUAUUUCGGACUAUCAUGGCGAGCAUACUAAUAAUCAACUUAGAGCCUGUUUACAUGGAGCUGGGGGAUCCCGGGUAGGCCAGGAAGGUGAGGUAACCCGCUUACGUUGGGUAACCCGCCUGUCCAUAUAAUCUCUCAUUUGAAUUUGAUCAUGUCUACAUGAUAGGUGGGUGACCAUAUGAGAGGUUAUAUUGAGAGGCGGGUUACCUCAGCUACCUGGGGUUCCCUACCUCCAUGUAAAAAGAUCCUUAAGGCGAGUACAUUUAUGUUUACCCUGCGAGCAGAGGUUUCUCCCAGUUGCAUGGCUUUUAGCCAUGCAACUGGGAGAAGUCGUUAGCGUGGCUUGUCUGUCGAGUGGUUAGUUUGUUUACGCCCCGUUUCUCGGGGAACGUCGUUUCGUAAAAGCCAUAUAUGCAAGAGAGAAACCUCAGAACUUUGGUACAGAUGAGGUAACAUCUGCGAUUGCCGAAGGCGUCAGCCGCUUAGGAGGUCCGAGGUGUUCCCCCAGGAAUUUUGAAAUCCAGUAAUCUUUGAAACGCUGAUAUAAGCAUUUUUCAUAUAAAGGUGUUUCGUCAAAACAUCAGUCUUGUUUGGCCGGGGAUUAUUUUUCCAGUCAAACGGUUUUAUUAUUUUGUGUCAAAAUCUAGACGAUUCCUUACUUUUUGCUAGCUAUACGUCCCUGGACCAUCGCAAGCACUCUUCUUGUACGAGGGCGCUGUGCUAUUCAGAAGUUCACUGGACGAAAUCUCUCACUACUCUUGCGGUCAAUUUUUUCCUCUUUUAAAUUAAUAUGCUGGUUGCACAAUGUUUAAUUUAUUCAGUCGAUGGCCUAUGCUUAAGAUAUCGUCGUGCCUUAUGAAUGAAUAAGAAUAGCUUUUCAUUUAUAUGUUAGGUUGUUUGGAAGGCUACGACACAAGUGGGAGUAGCUACCAUUACGGAAUUACAUCCUGAGACGGGAAAUCUCGACACUUACGUAGUGGCUCGCUAUACUCCAGCAGGAAAUGUGUUAGGAAAGUUUGAACAAAACGUACUCCCAACA